GCCGCUUAUUUUUGCAUAAAAAGAUUUUUUUUUGGAAUUCUAUUGUGCAAUUAAUUAUUUAAAAUGUAUCGACAAUUAUCUAGAUUUCGAAAAACUGUAUCAGUUUUACUGAACGAAAAAACAGGCUUUAUACGGAUUCAACGUUUAAGUAGUUACCCAGAAGAGAAUAAAUUUAAAAUUAAAGGCGAUUUUGAAGGCAGACCGCUAUAUUUAGACGUACAAGCUACAUCUCCACUGGAUCCUAGAGUUUUAGAUGUAAUGCUUCCAUAUUUAACAAAUUACUAUGGUAAUCCCCAUUCUAGAACACAUGCUUAUGGUUGGGAAACUGAAGCAGCAGUUGAGGAUGCACGGAAACAUGUAGCAGAUAUUAUUGGAGCAGAUCCUAGAGAAAUAAUUUUUACUUCAGGAGCAACAGAGAGUAAUAACAUAGCUGUUAAAGGCGUAGCUCGAUUUUACAAAGAAAAAAAGAACCAUAUCAUAACAACACAAACAGAGCACAAAUGUGUUUUAGAUUCUUGUAGGGCCUUAGAAAGUGAAGGAUUUAAAAUAACAUACCUCCCAGUAAACCCAAAUGGUAUUAUAUCACUAGAAGAAUUGGAACAGGCUAUGACUCCACAAACAUCACUAGUUUCCAUAAUGGCAGUGAACAAUGAAAUAGGUGUAAAACAACCAAUAGAUGCUAUAGGAGCACUGUGUAAGCAGAAGAAAAUAUUUUUCCAUACAGAUGCUGCACAAGCUGUUGGAAAAGUUCCCCUAGAUGUAAACGCUAUGAAUAUUGAUCUCAUGUCUAUUAGUGGACAUAAAAUAUAUGGCCCUAAAGGUAUUGGUGCUAUUUAUAUCCGGCGUCGUCCCCGUGUAAGGGUAGAAGCCCUGCAAAGUGGCGGUGGUCAAGAAAGAGGUAUAAGGAGCGGCACAGUUCCAGCGCCACUAGUUGUAGGAUUCGGUGAAGCGUGUAGAUUAGCCAAAGAAGAAAUGGCUUACGAUCAUGCUUACAUUGAAAGAUUAAGUAAACGAUUAAUAGACCAGAUAUCUAGUUCGUUAAGUCAUGUAGUUAGGAAUGGAGAUGAUGUAAAUACUUAUCCAGGUUGUGUAAAUUUAUCUUUCGCAUAUGUUGAAGGCGAAUCUCUAUUAAUGGCCCUUAAAGACGUAGCCCUUUCUAGUGGAUCAGCGUGUACUUCAGCGUCUCUGGAACCGUCUUACGUUCUACGUGCGAUUGGAGCAGAUGAAGACUUGGCACAUAGUUCUAUCAGAUUCGGUAUUGGCCGUUUCACCACAGAAGCCGAAGUAGAUUACACUGCUAAAAAGUGCAUACAACACGUAACUAGGUUAAGAGAAAUGAGUCCUUUGUGGGAAAUGAUACAAGAGGGUGUGGACUUAAAAUCGAUUAAGUGGUCGCAACAUUAAUAUUUAUAUGAACUAUUGUACUCGAAAUAAUGAAUUACUUUAUGGCGUAAACUGUUAUGGAUUGUAAUUAUUGGAUGUUGGAGUAUUUAAUUUGAAAAUUUUGUAUAAUUAAUAUCUCGUAUGUUUGACAAUUUCGUAUUUUUCUUGUUAGAAUCAUUGUAGCUCGAGAUAUUAUUAUAAUCUUAUUGAGAGCAAAUUAUGUGUCUUUUCAUACAUUUUUAAUAGUGAAAUGGUCACAUAAUUGAGUCCAAUGGUAAAGUUCAUAACAAUGAUAGAUUAUUCCGUCUAAAUUGAUUCUUUAUGAUAAUACAAGUAAUUUUAUAUUUCCAACAAUGUUGAUA
Messenger RNA from Diabrotica balteata, 1745 nucleotides. The record is from the annotation of a GenBank genome assembly. Lineage: Eukaryota; Metazoa; Arthropoda; Insecta; Coleoptera; Chrysomelidae.